Diceros bicornis minor is the source of this 464-nucleotide messenger RNA. RefSeq names its product axoneme-associated protein mst101(2)-like. Lineage: Eukaryota; Metazoa; Chordata; Mammalia; Perissodactyla; Rhinocerotidae. The record is from RefSeq and is a predicted model, not a curated record. The transcript is spliced from 2 exons. The coding region runs from base 67 to 333 and encodes 88 amino acids.
UUAUAUUCAUCUUUUAAACUGGGAAGAUAUAUAUUUUAUUUUAAAACUUCUUGAUAUUUACAAUGAAUGGACACAGUGAUGAAGAAAGUGUUAGAAACAGUAGUGGAGAAUCAAGCCAAUGAGAAACAUCACAGCUCAACCAACGAAACACGUCGCAGCUCAACCAUCGAGAAACGCUGCAGCUCAGCCACCGAGAAACGCCGCAGCUCAGCCACCGAGAAACGCCGCAGCUCAGCCAACCAGAAACGUGGCAGCUCAGCCAUCGAGAAACGCUGCAGCUCAGCCAUCGAGAAACGCCGCAGCUCAGCCAGUGAGAAGCCUUUACUGCCUUGACCUUUACUUUCUCCCAAUGGAUUUUCCUUUAGAACAGCCCCUCCUUACUCCUGCUCUUCUCUAUAAAAGCAGCUCCCCUCCUUUCUUUUCUGGAUUUGCCUGUGGUUUGCCAUAGCAUGUAUAUCCUGAAU